GUUGUUGAAGAGCCAGAAGAUGAGUCCUUUCCAGUCAAAUUGUAUGUCUACGACCUAUCCCAGGGCAUGGCAAGAACAAUGGCCCCAUCCUUCGUUGGAAUAGACAUCGAAGCAAUCUACCACACCUCCAUUGUCAUUUAUGGGUUGGAGUACUUCUUUAGUCGUGGUAUAACCUACUGUGUGCCUGGCUAUUCACACUAUGGAACCCCAAUUGAGGUGAUAGAAUUUGACAAGACUUUCAUUUCACAGGACAUUUUCAGUGAGUAUUUGGGCGAGAUCUCCUCCAUUUAUUCUGCCAGUACCUACAACUUAUUCCACAACAACUGCAACCAUUUCACAAACGAUUUGGUUCAAUUUUUAACUGGAAAGGAAUUGCCAAAGAAGAUUUUGGACUUGCCUAAGAGAGUUCUAAGCACUCCCAUGGGCCAAUUUUUCGCUAAUUUAUUA
Molecule: messenger RNA, 447 nt
Organism: Ascoidea rubescens DSM 1968
Lineage: Eukaryota; Fungi; Ascomycota; Saccharomycetes; Ascoideales; Ascoideaceae
Product: C97 family peptidase
Exons: 1
Biological process (GO): protein modification by small protein removal
Molecular function (GO): peptidase activity
Source: RefSeq, a predicted model, not a curated record